CACCGCUGAGUUCGCGUUUCCCUAGCAACCAUGGAAGCCGUCAACAAAUCCGGCAAACGGAGACGUGGGAAAUGUAGACUAAGGGAACUUCCCGACGGCGGCGCUCCGCCGGACGGACGCGGACUCCAGGCUGCAGCUACACGGAGGCCGGAGCAGCUGGAGGUCGGCGUGAACAGACAGGGCCUGUCGUCCGCACUCCGGCUCCUGGUGGAGUCCAUGUCGGGACGGAUGGACAGCAGCGACCCCAAGGGUCACACGGUCAUGUACUCCCAGAGCCAGCUCGACACCUCCACCCAUCUCAGGUGCCUGCUGGCGAACGGAGCCGACGUCAGCGUCACCACAGACUCGGGGCAGACCCCGCUGCACCUGGCCGCCUCCGAGGGCCUCCUGGACUGCACACAGAUCCUGGUGCAGGCCGGUGCAGAUGUGACGGCCCGGGACGGCACAGGACACACACCUCUGGAUUUGGCCCGGAUCUGGUGCCACAGAGAGGUGGCAAGGUAUCUGAAAAGCUGCAUGUGGGAGGCAGGGAAGAAGAAAGAAAUGGAGGAGAGGAAGCUGGCUCAAGCUUUGCGCGGUGAUCUCGUGGCCAUGGCAAAACUGAAUGAGCUCAACAAAAGGACACUUGUAGAGGAGAAGCUGGCAGAAUGGGCGAACAAGAAGGGUCUUCCCCACCUCAAGGGUUUCUCCCCCAGAGUCCUAGUGAGCCAGUACCACGACCGGUGCCUCUCAUCCGACGAGGACAGCUCUGAUCUCAAACAAGCCAAGGGCCUGGUGAAGCACCAGCCGAGAGGCCUCCAGGAGAUACCCUUCUCACCCUGGACCAUCUACACGGGCCUCCCGCCUGGGAAAUCCGUCUCAGAGCCUGACCUCCGGGACAGUGUUACAGUGUGGAGAGACAGCAGCAGCAGCGGGCGGCCUCAGUACACCACCAGUUGGGACGGCACACCUCGCGCCGCCCCUGACCUGCCUUUGGACGUCCUGGAGAGGGUGUUGUUCCCCCGGGCGUUCCCGUCCAGGAUCGUCUCCCUGCGGCACUUUGAGCCACAGAGCAUCGUGGAGGUCCGGCACAGGGGACGCCCCCGGGGACGGAGCCUCUCCCCCUGGACGGAGGCGGCCAUGCACCUGGCUGAGGUGCUGGAGCCUGGACACUACUGAUUUAACACACUUUCACAGAUUUUAUAUCGAAUGAUGUGUAAAUUAGCACAUUGGGAUUAGAGGGUUACAUUUGAGGAAAACAUGUCCUUUGUACAAUCUCUAAUCUGGGGUCAUACAAGCAAACAUAUCCUCAUAAAAUAUCUAGCCGCCCCAUAACCUCAGCUCUUGAGUGACAACAUUAAAAAUGCCACUCUCUCCAGAAGGCAGAGUGAACAGAGGAGAGAGGGUGAAAGAUGAGAAACCCUCAGUGAACUGGGUCACCUGUCACAGACGUACCCCUGCACUUUCACUGAUCCCCCCCCAGGGAACUGACUCAGGAUCCAGGUGAGGACUUGUCAACAGCAUGUGUGUGCACUGUCAACUGAAGGUGUGUUUGUGUGUAGUGGUUUUGUCUUUUUCUUUUACUUCAUGAAGCACUUCACACCUCAGUGGGGGUCAUAGUGCACACUUGCCUCAGCCUGGUGCUCCCACUGCGACAUGAAGCCACAUGGGACUUAUAGAUAAAAUAGUUGAGUGUGUAUGUGCAUGACAACAGCUGGAGAAUCCAUUGCAACUGCAAAUUAAAUUUUACAGAUUUGUUGAAUUUACCUGGUUUCAUUGGAAAUGAUGAGGAUCGGUUCAUCUAUCACACACAGGCCUGCGAAAAUAACCAUUUAAUUUGCAGUUAUUUCAACAAAAUCUUUUUAUUUCACUAUACAGUCAUGUGUGUGUACCAGCCGAAAAUGAUCCACACUCCCAAGAGAUUGUUAGAAAGAACUUUUGCCUCUUCAAAAGCACUUUUCACCAAAACCACUGACUGAGCAGCUUUUUUGUCCCCAAAUUCAUGGAGGCUUGUAAAGAGUCAUUGCACAGGUUUCGAUCAUCAGAAGUGUUUCUGUUCGUCGUCCGAUAAUAAAUGUAUAAAAAAAAUCAGUUUAUUACUGUGACUUCUUUAAAAAAAAAUAGUCCAAGAAAGUUGGGAAGGUUGCAGGCUACAGCUCUGAUGAGUAACGGGGGGAAGAAAAAGAAAACAAUCUCACAGGGCACAUUGUUUCCGUGGCGAGAUGCUGACGAUCCAGAAAAGGGAGACGUCUCUUGUAGGUCACCAAAGAAAGUGCCUUUUCAUCAAUGAGCAUUUACAACAUGUCAUACCAUGUAAUCCCAAAAAAUGAUCUCCAUAGAUCAGAGGCUGAUUCCUUACAAUGUAACUGCCCUUUAGUGCUUCAGUUGAAUUUCUCCUGUAGCUGGUUCGCCACUUUUUAUCCUUUCUAGGAUCAUUUCUCACAAAACGACCGAGCUCGGACUUCGGCGUUAAAUUAAGAAAGUACCUAUUAGACCGUCUCAUUAAUCUCCAACCCACCUUUCACAUCCGAGGGGAUUAAAAAAAAAAAAUACUAUCUCCAAUGCUACUUUUGUGUAUCGACUCCGAUGAAGCGAGAGACGUACGACAC
Scophthalmus maximus (turbot) is the source of this 2588-nucleotide messenger RNA. RefSeq names its product ankyrin repeat domain 53 (gene ankrd53). Lineage: Eukaryota; Metazoa; Chordata; Actinopteri; Pleuronectiformes; Scophthalmidae. The record is from RefSeq and is a predicted model, not a curated record. The transcript is spliced from 6 exons. Gene Ontology annotation, biological process: regulation of mitotic cytokinesis; mitotic metaphase chromosome alignment; positive regulation of microtubule polymerization. Gene Ontology annotation, molecular function: protein binding. Gene Ontology annotation, cellular component: spindle pole. The coding region runs from base 31 to 1158 and encodes 375 amino acids.